AUGGGCCGGGGCGGUUACAAACAGAUCAACAAGGCGCUCAACAUCUGCGCCUUCGAGGACUAUCUCGAUUCUCAAGUGGCCAACCUUCCAAAGCUGAACGAUGUCGAGCAAAUCAGUCCCCGGGUGCGGCGUAUCUUGGGUCAAAAUGAGGGAAAGUUUACACUCCAAGGGACAAACACAUAUAUUGUCGGGACUGGUCGAGAAAGACUCAUCAUCGAUACCGGCCAAGGGAUCCCCGAAUACGCGGACUUGAUCGACGCUGACCUCGCUGAUUCCUCGGUCGUCUUGUCGCAUGUGCUCCUCACACACUGGCACGGGGACCACACGGGAGGCGUACCAGACCUCCUCCGUCUCUACCCGCACCUUUCCGACUCGAUCUACAAACACACCCCGGGGGAGGGCCAGCAGCCGAUCGCCGACGGCCAAGUAUUCCGCGUCGAAGGCGCAACGGUACGAGCCGUCCACGCGCCCGGCCACUCGCACGACCACAUGUGCUUCAUUCUCGAGGAAGAGAACGCCAUGUUCACGGGGGACAACGUGCUCGGCCACGGCACGGCUGCCGUCGAGGUCCUCCCGACCUGGAUGCAGUCUCUCCGCGCCAUGCAAUCGCACGGCUGUGCCAUCGGAUACCCGGCGCAUGGGGAAGUGAUCCGAAACCUGCCGGCAAAAAUCGAUCUGGAGAUUCGAAUCAAAGAAAGACGCGAGGAGAAGAUCCUGCAGGCGCUCGCUCGCGUGAGGCAGGAGCAGAGGAGGGCUACGCCUUCUGCCAAGGGAAGUGUUACGGUACGGCAGUUGGCCACAAUCAUGUAUGGAGAGAAGUUGGGUGAGCAGGUGAGGGAGAAAGCAAUCGAGCCGUUCAUGGAUGAAAUUCUACGGAAGCUGGCUGGGGAUGGGAAGGUGGCCUUUGAGCUCAAGGCCGGCCAGAGAAAGUGGUUUGCACUUACCGCUUGA
Molecule: messenger RNA, 951 nt
Organism: Parathielavia appendiculata
Lineage: Eukaryota; Fungi; Ascomycota; Sordariomycetes; Sordariales; Chaetomiaceae
Product: metallo-beta-lactamase superfamily protein
Exons: 2
Coding region: 1-951 (316 amino acids)
Biological process (GO): secondary metabolite biosynthetic process
Source: RefSeq, a predicted model, not a curated record